AUGGACAGGCAGGGGGGUCGCAGCCGGCCUUCAGGUGUGGGAACCGUGUUCGACGGCUCCUUAGACUGGGAGGCAUGGUGCCAGGUCAGACCCGAAGAGUCGGACAUCUUGGAGGUGACCGGCUUAGCAGGUUUGGAGGGUUGCGACGCUUCGAAAGGAGUGUUCUGGGUCCAAUCCAUCGCCGACGUCGAUGCAUUGGGUCUCAAGCUACAGGUGGCAUUUUUGGGUGGCUCCGAGGGCACUACCGGGCCCACGCUUGCACAGAUUUUCAACAGACGCAAGUCGGUGCUGCAUCUAUGUCAUGGAGAGCUUCCGUGUUCAGUGGACGGUUGUGGAGGCCAUGCUACGAGGUUCACACGUUACAAGGUGUACGACUACGAUGUGUCUUACCUGCACCAGGAGGUUGCAAAGGCCUUCAAACGUCGGAAGCGCGAAUGGGACAAACUCCGAGGAAAAGGACAUUCAGGAGAUGCUCUUUCAGGAGGCGACGAUGGAUCAGGUCGACCACGCGGAGACGGGCUCCGAGCGCCGGUCGCUGGAGACCAUCUCGACGCGGACCCAGAGGAGCCACGGGGCGAACCGCUCUUUCCGGAGACUGGCGCAGGUGGCACUUGGGGGGAGUUGAAGCCUCCCGUGGAACUGGACAGAGGAGCGCAAUUUCCCGUGGCUACCGACGAACGUCGGUCCGCGCUGAGGAAGACCCUGAGCGAGGCCAAGCAGCGUUUUCACGAUGCACAGGGCAGAGGCCGGCAGUCCAGAGCCAGGCCUGGUGGAGAGCCUUUCAGCGUCUUCGACUCUGUACCGGAAGGGAUGCCGCCUCCACCCACGACGAAGAGGGACUUCAAGACCAACAAGAAGGAUUCUGCAGAGGCCGUCGCGAAGCUGCUGUCGAUCUUUUGGAAAGCCCGGGAGCCGCGGGCUCCACUGCGGCGCUUCGGUUUUAGCAUCGACGGGCAUGGCUUCCCGCACCUACUGCAAGUGGUCAAGGUGAUGGGCGGUUUGAUGCGGAUUGGCUUGCCUUCUAACCAGCGGGACUUGGCGUACUUUGGAUGCGUGAAGGCGAGGGGAACUGCUGUGAUGUGGUGUUGCGUGUUGGGUGGAGAGAAGGUCUUCAGCCUCCAACUGGCCAAUGGCUACGAGGAGGCUUCGGACGUGAUGAUGGGCAAGAAGAUUAAUGAGUGGGAGGCGUUUGGCCAGGCGUCCAUGAGCUCCACGGCGGCUUCCACGUGGUACGAGAGGCUCCCCAACGUCAUCGUCCUGGACCCGUCCAUGACCCUGGACGUGCUGCAGGCCAAGAUUUGGGCGGUGCAGAAUGCAACGACCCACUUCGGCACGGAACGCUAUGCGAUCCUCCUGAAACCUGGCGAUUAUCCUCCACAGUUGCUCAUCAACUUAGGCUAUUACACCAGCAUCAUCGGUGUGGGGGCCAAUCCGGAUGACGUGAAGAUCCCCGAUCUGUGGGUGUCCAACGACAUCACCGGCCAGGCCACAAACAACUUCUGGCGCUCGGUGGAGGGCGUCACCGUCACUGGCCCCCGCACCAUGUGGGCCGUGUCCCAGGCGUCGCCCCUGCGGCGGUCCAUCAUCUCGGGGGAGCUCUGGUUGUCCCACGAGGAAGGCUACUCGAGCGGCGGCUUCAUCAGCGACGUUCAGAUCGGAAAGAAGCUGGUCAUGGGCACGCAACAGCAGUGGUUCUUCCGGCAGAUCACUUUUCCCACCGAAGGACUUUGGUGCUGGCAAGGGUGGAACUACGUCUUCAUGGGAGCCUUGGGCUUGGAUGACGCCUCGGUGCAGAAGUGUAACACGGGGAUGCCCCACAAGAUUUCGCAGAUGGACCGAACAGCGCGUUCGGCCGAGAAGCCCUACUUGGUCCUGGAGGAUGAUGGCCGCUGGAUGAUGUACAUCCCCGGCAUCGUCCACCAGCCGGCACCCGGUGCGCUGCUGGAUCACAACCCGGCUUACAAGCUGACCAUGGACCAGGUCUUUGUAGCGGAUCCUGAGAUGAGCACUGAGACCAUCGUCCAGGGCCUGCGCACCAAGGAAGCCUGCCUGCUGACGCCUGGGAUUUACUACCUCACGGAGCCGUUGGAGAUCACCAAGGAUCGCUUCGUCUUGCUGGGCAUCGGUUUUCCCACCUUGGUGAGUCCUCCGGGCAUGUCCUGCAUCAAGGUGCAGCAAGGCUUGAACGACGUGCGCGUUGCGAGCAUCAUCAUGGACGCCAACACUCCGGCGAGCCACGACUACACGGAGCCGCUGCUGCAGUGGGGUGAUGGGACGUCCCACUGGUCCCAGGUGGCUGGAGUGGCGUCCGACAUCGUGGCGCGCGUGGGUGCCUUCGGCUACCUGAACUGCGAGCUGAAACGCGCCGACACGUUGGUCGAGUUCAACGCGGAUGACCUCAUCGUCGACAACGUGUGGGUCUGGCAUGCGGACCACGACGAUUGUUCAGACUUCACCAUGGCAAAGGGUGCCGACAUGAUGGAUUACAAGUUUCAAUCCGACCAGUGCCAAAGUACGCAUGGGAUCGUGGUGAAUGGGAACAAUCUCGUCGCCUAUGGUGUCUUUGUCGAGCACAUCGUUGACGGCCACAUGUUGUUGUGGAAUGGCGAGGCGGGUCAGCUCUAUUUCUUCCAAGCUGAGCUUCCUUAUCAUUCCGAGAAGACCCUUCCGGAGAGAUACGCCGCCUACGUGGUGGCCCAGACUGUUUACAGCCACUUCGCGGUGGGCUUGGGUGCCUACAUCAUUGAUCGGGAGCCGGCCUAUGCUGGCUUCCAGGUCUCUCCUUACGCGGAUCUGCGGAACGUGGUCACGGUGAUCAUCGAUGCCCCCGAGGACACCAUGAAGCACCAGGUCUGCCAAGAGUCUGAGGAGGGACAGAAGUGCUUCGCGCCGCAGAACUGCAGCUGGAGCCGCUGCUGGAGAGCGUCGCUGCCCAUCAUCGACGCGCAUGCGAUGACGCUCCGUGGGGCCGCGUGGCCCCAAGUGCCCCCGACGGAGAAGCUGCCCGCCCCGGAGAUCGUGAAGCGACUCUCGGGGCAGGAGACCUACAGACAAGGUGACUGGAAUUACGCAGAUUUUUCCAUGAGCAGGGAUGCCAAGCGCGCCACCAGGCAGUUUGCCGACCGACAACGGCUGAGGGCGCAGGUCGUGAACUGGGAGAGUCACGCUCCCUGGCUUGGCCUGUGCUUCCUCGUGGCUUUGCCCUUCCUGCUCACCUGCUGGGCGAACCGUGAGCCAGUGCAGGUGGUGAGACCUCCUGAGGCGGAGGCUGAGAUCAUGUUGGAAGGCUGACGGGCUGUGAUUUGGCCGAGGGUCUUCGGGGUGUUGGCAGGUGCAGUUUUCUUUUUCUUUUUUAAGUCAACCUGCAGCUGAACCGCAGGAGGAGAAGGCUUGGUGGUUUUGGUUUCCCCUGACUUGUGAGGAUUCAAGAGGCGUUGUGGAGAGUGGACACCACUCCACGUCGUAGAGGUGUUGAGAGCUUUCCUAAGAUGUCCGGAUUUUUCAGAACACAAAGUGGAAAAUACAUUGUUACAUGGCGGCCUUUCAUUCUGCACAAGACUUCAAAUCGUUCAUUGGUUCAUUGGAUGUGGCAACACCAUGUACAACUCCCAACUUAAACAUACACCAUUAGAGUGACUCUUUUUCGGACUGUUGAAGCAUGUCAUGGUCCACCAUGCUGUUGCGCCCAUGUUGUUGCGCCCCGCUCGCUCCCGACCCACGUGGCCGUGGCAGAAUUCCGAGCAGAACACCUGCCAGGUGAACUACCUCUUCUUCCCGAGCUGGUCCGGAUGCCAGUCCGAACUCGCAACCGGCCGUGAGCGAACGGCCGCCAGGCGACCGGAGGACGGUGCUGCUCUGAGGGGCCGGAGGCCGCCUGCUGAGUGAUUCCGUGCAACGGACUCUGUGCAUCGAAAAGAGC
This is a messenger RNA of Durusdinium trenchii, 3919 nucleotides long. Lineage: Eukaryota; Dinophyceae; Suessiales; Symbiodiniaceae. The record is from the annotation of a GenBank genome assembly.